AUGGCUGACGAAGAUGAAGAUGAACCCUGGCUGAUAGGUGUAAAUUUAUUAUCAGAAUGUGGCAAAUCAGUCAUAAAGUUAGGUCUGGUUGUGUUACCUAAAGAAAAGAAAUACACCUUAAAUCAGCUACGCAAAGAACUAUCAAAACAAUUGCCAAGUCUUCCUGCUUGUUAUAGUUUCUGUACAAAACAAAGGCUGCCUAUUUCUGAAGGACAUGAAUCUCAAUUUAAAAUAGAUUGGAUUUUAUCAGAAGAUCAAACGUUGUUUAUAAAACAAAAAUUUGAUAAGCCAAAGAUAGGAGUGAAGUUGAAUUCAGGGCUGGCAUUAGGAUCUAUCUUUAUAAAUUACAACAGCAGACUAUCUCAACUACGCACUUUGAUUUUCAAUGAGAUUGAGUUAUCAGAUAGAUUUAUAUUUAUUGAUAAUAAUGGAUGGCCAGUGAGAAAGAAUCAGGAAGAAAGAAUGAUUGUAUCAGAGGUAGUGAAUGAGUCCUGUAUUACUUUGUCACCUGAUAUUAUAUACCUAGAAAACCACCUGUCUACCGCUGAUUAUAAUGAUAACUCUUUAUUAUCUGAUACACCUCCUAGAAAAAAAAUCAAAAGAAUGAAAGAGCUGACAUUUUGUACAAGUAAAGAUAAUACAUACAAGUCAUCAUGUUCUAGUGUAGAGAGUGUCUCUAUACCCUCUAAACAGUUACUGAUUAGUUAUGUCAGAGCAGAGGCUGCUCAACAUGCUCUAGAUUUAAAACAACAGUUGUCUUCCCUUGGAUUCAGUGUUUAUUUAGAUGUCCAUGAAAUAAAAUCAGGUGUUGAUUGGCAGGAUUCAUUAAACUAUGCUGUUAGUAAUUGUCAGAUAUUUUUACCAUUAAUAACACCACGAUAUGGUGAAACACAGUGGACCAAUAGAGAGGUUAAAUUGGCUGAUGUUUUAGGGAAAUAUAUUCUCCCUAUUAAUUUUCUGGAUACAUGGCCACCUAGAUGUUUAGCUAUACAGUUUGCUACAACUCAAUAUAUAGCAUGGAAAACAUUGGAACAGCUCAAACAUGAUAAAAUUACAUAUGGAGAAGAAAGAGCUAAUGAUAUAGGUACCUGGAAUGAUGAAUAUAUAGCUCAUGUUGCUAAGUCUAUAGCUAAUAGACUAGAACAAUUAGUGGGUAUGGAACUAGAGAGACUACCAUCUUUAACUAGAAGGAAGACUUUAAUGAAGACAUUUGCUGGUAAACUACCAACUGAAGUUUUAGCUCAAGUUUCUUAUGACAGUGAAAACAAUGAAGCACCUAAUAUAGUUAUCUGUGUUCAUCCUGCUCAAAAAACGUUUAGCAUUCAUAUAAAAGAUUGGUUGAUGGAUCAUGGAUUUGAAGUAUGGUGUUCUAAUGAAAAAGAUUCUGAUAUUGUUGACUCUGAUACUCUCCCACCAAGUCAAGAUAGUUUAAUAGAAUGUAGUAAUGAUGUUACAGAUGGUGAAAAUGGUGUAUUACCAGUAGAUAAUGAUUACAUAAAAUAUUUCCAAGAGAAAGCAGACCAAGCUGAUAUUGUAUUAAUUAUUCUCUCUAAAGAUUUUACUACUUCUAGAACAUGUCAACAGCAGGUAUAUUACUGUGAACAAAGAAAACCAGUAAUACCAUUACAAUAUGAAGAUGUUCGUAUACCAGGAUGGUUAAGUAUGUUAAUUGGUUCAACUCCCUUCCAUAAUAUACAUCAGGAAGGUUAUAAAGAGUUGUUAUUGUCUCAGAUCAAUCGAUGUUUACAAUCAGGUAACAAGGAUAACUUACAGUUAGAGAUAAAUGAUGCCAAAAUAAACACUAUGGUAAAUCAUAUCAAGAAGUCUAUCAAUAACCCAUACUGUGUGUAUAUUUCUGGUAGUACUAAAUUUUAUAAUGAUACAACAGAGAGUAUCUGUAGAGCUAUAGGAACUAGACUAGCUAAAAGAGAAGAUAUAACACUGGUUACUGGUGGAUUCUAUGGUGUAGGUGAAAAACUGAGUAAGGCUUUCUUUGAGCAAAAUCAAACACUUCGCAGGAAGAAUAGAGUAUGUCAUGUAUUACCAGAGAGAGACAAACAGGACAGAAGUGAACAAGCUAAACAGGGUAUUGAUGACAAGUUUGAAAAGGUACCAUUUGGUGAAAGUUUAUUUUGUGGUGAAAGUGUUCGAGAAAGAGAAACUAUUGUGGCCAAAUGUUUUGAUAUCUGUAUCUUGAUUGAAGGAGGACCAGGAGCAGCCCAUGAAGCAGAAGAAUUUGUAUGGAAUGAUCAUAUUGUUAUUCCUAUAUAUUGUACAGGAGGUGCUGCUGGUGGAAAGUUUGGAGUCCCAGACAAAAUAUUUCAUGCCUGUAAGUUUCACUAUCCUUUAGCAUCAAAAGCAAAAGUGAACAAACAAACUGGGAAGAAAAAAAUGAUAAGAUCACAUUGUAAAGUUCCACAAGGUGUAAGUCAGUCAGAUUGGAAUCUUCUGGGUAAGAAGUCUGUAUCACCAGAGCAGAUUAGUCAAGCUGUUUUUAAUAUAAUAGACAGUUUAUUUCAAAAUAUUACUUGUGAUAAAUCAAACAUUCCUAUAUCUUCCUCAUGUCCAUUAACCAAAUCAAACGAGAAGAGUUCUCCCCAUUCUUCUCCCAUUACCCCAACAUUAACAUCCAUGAGCACCUUAAUUUUACCAUAACUUUAAUUGUUUAAAUCAUUAGGAGAAAAUUGGCAUGUGUCUCUUCAAAUCGCGAAGUCAAAGUCUACAAAAUCUAAUUUAGGUAGACAGGAGUAGUCUACCAGUAAUCUAGCAACACUUCCUUAAUAUAAUCCUUCCAUGGAGAAUAGAUAUGUCUAGAAUUAACAAUAGUAAUAACAUAAAUACAGAUAAUGAUAUAAAGAAUAAUACUGAUGAUAAUAAUAAUGAGAAUUCUAAAAGGUUAAGAAUCUAUAACAAUUGUUUUUUUUAACUUCCUAAAAGUAUAAUAAAUUGAAAAAUGUUUAAAGCACAACUUGAGAGACUGCCUGUUUUCAGAGAGUAUGCUGGGUAAUAAUUCAACCACAUACUACAUUCCAAAUUUUACUCAUAAAUUUUC
Molecule: messenger RNA, 3052 nt
Organism: Lottia gigantea (owl limpet)
Lineage: Eukaryota; Metazoa; Mollusca; Gastropoda; Lottiidae
Exons: 20
Coding region: 1-2655 (884 amino acids)
Biological process (GO): signal transduction
Source: RefSeq, a predicted model, not a curated record